Amaranthus tricolor (Joseph's coat) is the source of this 2008-nucleotide messenger RNA. Its product is annotated as protein NRT1/ PTR FAMILY 5.2-like. NCBI's taxonomy places the organism in Eukaryota, Viridiplantae, Streptophyta, Magnoliopsida, Caryophyllales, Amaranthaceae. The transcript has 4 exons. Gene Ontology annotation, cellular component: membrane. Bases 120 to 1868 code for a protein of 582 amino acids. The record is from RefSeq and is a predicted model, not a curated record. Gene Ontology annotation, biological process: dipeptide transport; transmembrane transport. Gene Ontology annotation, molecular function: tripeptide transmembrane transporter activity; dipeptide transmembrane transporter activity.
AUUGUAUUGUAUAAGUACUAAUAAUAAAUAUUGAAUUAUCGAUCAUUUCCUUCGACCAAGGAACUAUCUUUAACUAUUUACAUAAUAUUCAUAUUCAUCACAAAAGUGUCCCUUAAUAUAUGGCAAUGAGUGUGGAAGAAACAGGGCUAGACGAUUACACAAAGGAUGGCACAACUGAUCUCAAAGGCAACCUUAUUCGUAGGUCCAAACGUGGUGGAUGGAGAGCUUGCUUCUUCGUUGUUGUUUAUGAGGUGUUUGAAAGAAUGGCAUUCUAUGGAAUAACAACAAAUUUAGUCUUAUAUAUGACGAGAAAACUCCAUCAAGGAACCGUUGAGUCGGCAAACAAUGUGACUAAUUGGGUAGGUACUAUUUGGAUGACUCCUAUUUUGGGCGCUUACGUGGCCGAUGCUUACCUUGGACGUUAUCCCACUUUUCUUAUUUCCUGUGCCAUCUAUUUUUUGGGAAUGUUACUAUUAACACUAUCAGUUUCCAUUCCCGGGCUAAAACCACCUCCUUGCAAUGAAGCCCAAUUGACAAAUUGCAAAAAGGCCUCACCAUUACAACUGGGUGUGUUUUAUGGUGCACUCUACACUCUAGCAAUUGGAACUGGUGGGACUAAGCCCAAUAUCUCUACCUUUGGGGCAGACCAAUUUGAUGAUUUUGAGCCCAAAGAGAAGGCCCAAAAAAUAUCUUUCUUCAAUUGGUGGAUGUUUAGCAUUUUCUUUGGUACUUUGUUUUCAAACACAAUCUUAGUGUACAUCCAAGACAAUGUAGGUUGGUCUUUGGGAUAUGGACUUCCAACUCUUGGGCUUGCAAUAUCAAUCUCAAUUUUUAUAGGAGGUACUCCAUUUUAUAGGCAUAGAUUGCCUAGUGGAAGUCCCUUCACAAAAAUGGCAAAGGUUAUUGUGGCUGCAAUUCGAAACCGAAAAACUCCAUUGCCUAGUGAUCCUAAGAAAAUGUAUGAGCUUGACUUGGAUGAUUAUACUAGCCAUGGGAAAUUCAGAAUGGAAUCAACUUCUUCUUUGAGGUAUCUUAACAAAGCCGCGGUGAUCACAGGUUCAAGUGAACCUUGGAAGCUAUGUACGGUAACACAAGUGGAGGAGACGAAGCAAAUGCUUAAGAUGAUUCCGAUCUUAGUUACAACAUUCAUCCCAAGUACGAUGUUAGCUCAAGUACAUACUCUUUUCGUCAAGCAAGGGACUACCUUGAAUAGGAGCAUAGGAGAAUUCAACAUUCCCCCUGCAAGCCUAACAGGGUUCACAACAAUCUCAAUGCUAAUUUUCAUAGUUAUAUAUGACAAAGUAUUAGUGAAAUUAUUGAGAAAAAUAACAAAAAAUCCAAGAGGGAUCACAAUGCUUCAAAGAAUGGGGUUUGGCUUAAUCCUUCACACCAUUAUUAUGAUUGUAUCAAGUUUAGUAGAGAGGAAAAGACUAAGUGUUGCGAGACAACAUGGGCUAGUUGAGACCGGUGCUAAAGUUCCCUUAACGAUAUUCAUUUUGCUUCCUCAGUUCAUGCUUAUGGGGGUGGCCGAUGGAGUCCUUGAGGUAGCCAAACUUGAAUUCUUCUACGAUCAAGCACCCGAAGGAAUGAAGAGCCUUGGAACUUCUUAUGCAAUGACGAGUAUCGGAAUAGGAAAUUACAUAAGUAGCUUCCUCUUAUCAACCGUUUCUCGCCUCACAACAAAACAUGGACAUCAAGGAUGGAUUUUGAACAACCUUAAUGCUUCUCAUCUUGAUUACUACUAUGCCUUCUUUGUGUUACUUAAUAUGGCAAAUUUCAUCUUGUUUUUGUUCAUUUCAAAGUUCUACACUUACAAGGCUGAGAUAUCCAAUUCAUUGGAAGUCCUUAAAGAUGAUUUGGAUAAAUAAUUGUCCUUAAGUUGCACUACAUUAGGCAUUUGUAUGGUCAAGAUUCAAUACAAUUAACAUACUAAAGGUUUUAAUAUCUUAGUCCAUUGCCAAUGACUAUGCCUGAAAAUGAAAUUGGAAAAAAGAAGUAUGAUUAAGUA